AUGGUACUGCCAAUUGAGCUGGGCACCGCGGCUGCGUCGCGCGUACAGGAUGCCGUUCAAGGCGUGCUGAUUGCGCAUGAUAUGGCAUCGAAUGAUGACCAGGUCAUGGCCGAAUACGUCACUGUUAUGAUUGCAAACAGCAAAAGCAUGGACGCCAUCGCGGAGGAGCUGCGCGAGCUCGUUGGUGGCGAGCUGGAUGCCUCUGUUCCGGCGCAAAUUUGGGCGCGUGCAGAGGCAGCGGCGCGCGAAUCACAGGCGGACAUGCGCGCUGCAUCACCCCGUGCGCGCUCGCCGUCGCAGAUGCAGGAUGCGGAAUUCAAGGAACGCACACGAGCACGCUGGAACGACACUGCGCGACCCGCACGCGCGGAGCGCGGCGCGGAACGCAGCCUUCAUCAUGAGAGGGAAUUGUUCCCUGCAAAAGGACGUCGUAACGCAAAAAUAGAGCGGGGUAUGCACAGCGAUGCCAUGCCAGCGCAGCUGAGCAUCUUUGGGCGCGCUGGCGUGCCGGAUCCGCACGCCAUGCCGUUCGUCCCUGAAGGCAUGCCACCAUUCUCCGAGAUGAUGGCCGCCAUGGGCGGCCCUUCUCUCUUUACGCGCCUCGACCCGAUGAUGCCGAACAAUCCCCCGGUGGAUUUACAUCCAACGGUGACUAACGUGCCACGCGACAUGGCAGCGUUCCCAAGCAGGCCCGAACAGCGUGCACUGUGCCGCUAUUCAGUACACUGCACGAAUCCCCUCUGUGUCUAUAGCCACCCCACGCCCGCGAAUGCUGGCAACGCACUCGACGAGCGUGCGCUUGUGCUGAGCGAAGAAGCGUGUGAGAACGGCGAUGCAUGCACGCACCGCGAAUGCGUCAAGAGCCAUGUGAGCCCUUCCGUGACGCUGAUCAAGGCCAAAGGUGUCGCGCCACCGCCGCCCGCCGCGCGGUGCCGCUUCCAGCAACAGUGCCUUAAUCCUGGGUGCACCUACACACACUACGACGACAGCGGCCGUCUCACGGCAGCGCCCGCCGCCACACAAGGUCCGUGCCGAUUCAGUACGCAGUGCACACGCCCCGACUGCCACUAUACACAUCCCCCCCGCAGCAAGACCGUGUGUCGCUACGGCGAUGCAUGUAAACGCUUCGACUGCGUCUUUACGCACCCCCGCGAUCCGCCCGUCCACGCCACCGCCGACAGGCUUGCUGCGUUUGCAGCCACGCACGAAGGAAAGAGAGAACGGAUUCUUCCGGGAGAGUCUGCAGGGCAAAGCGCUGGGGCGAUGAGCGUGACGAAUAGUGCCUAG
This is a messenger RNA of Malassezia vespertilionis, 1287 nucleotides long. It is a transcript of the gene NAB2, whose product is annotated as mRNA-binding protein nab2. NCBI's taxonomy places the organism in Eukaryota, Fungi, Basidiomycota, Malasseziomycetes, Malasseziales, Malasseziaceae. Gene Ontology annotation, molecular function: poly(A) binding. The record is from RefSeq and is a predicted model, not a curated record. The transcript has a single exon. Gene Ontology annotation, cellular component: cytoplasm; nucleus. Gene Ontology annotation, biological process: regulation of mRNA stability. The coding region runs from base 1 to 1287 and encodes 428 amino acids.